GACUGCUCCUGAGGCUUCGAGAUGAUUGUUCGUAUACGCUCACCGCAAGGAUUGACCCGUAACGAAGUAGAAGAGGACUCUAGGUGGAACCAGGUGCUUCGAUCGCAUCACAUUCGAUAUCCGACCAAGGGUACGGCUUUGACUCUUCGUCGACAUGGAGAUACCAACAAGAUCGAUCUAUUGAGCUCGGUAGAGAAUGGGAAGACUUUGGCAGAACAGGGCGUUCGGCAUGGCGACCUGUUCUACUUGGAACCCUCUCGAUCUGUGACAAAGUCUUUCGAAGAAACUAUUCUGGUCAGCCCACCGCUCAGUCCCGUCUCUGCGGACUCGUCAGUAGCAAUCUCGGGUUGGAGUCAUGCCGAGAUUUAUAGCAGGAUCAGGAGGAUGCUCAUGUCGAGCAAAACGAGAGGUUGACGAGAUGCGAAGGGGCGUUCGAACGAUAGUUCCAUUACUGUUUAUUGUACUUGUGCGCUUGUGCCUAGUUUCAACCUGCAACCUGUAACUAUUACGGAAUACUAUGUCGUCUGCAAGUAGUACAUUAUCGUUUCUCCCGCGUCAUACCCCAGUAGCCAGUAGCGAGCUUCGACCACAUCGGCAAUCAACCGAUCUGCGCCCUGUGCAAUGGUCAUCUGCCAGUCUUUUAUUGUAUCAACGUACGAGUUCGGUUGUCAUACUAUAACAGCCUAUCCUGGACAAGUCAGAGGUACGGGCGCAAGGGUGCGGACGUCCAGGCUGUCCAGCUACUGUAGGCC
Messenger RNA from Filobasidium floriforme, 752 nucleotides. RefSeq lists its product as uncharacterized. Lineage: Eukaryota; Fungi; Basidiomycota; Tremellomycetes; Filobasidiales; Filobasidiaceae. The record is from RefSeq and is a predicted model, not a curated record. The transcript has 3 exons. The coding region runs from base 22 to 414 and encodes 130 amino acids.